Sphaeramia orbicularis (orbiculate cardinalfish) is the source of this 2138-nucleotide messenger RNA. It is a transcript of the gene vsig10, whose product is annotated as V-set and immunoglobulin domain containing 10. The transcript has 9 exons. NCBI's taxonomy places the organism in Eukaryota, Metazoa, Chordata, Actinopteri, Kurtiformes, Apogonidae. The record is from RefSeq and is a predicted model, not a curated record. The coding region runs from base 257 to 1888 and encodes 543 amino acids.
CAAAGUUUCCGGAUCAGCAUGCUCUAGUAAACAAAGGCCGUCCGUCCAGUGCGGCGCUGACUCCCGGUCAGUCCCAUCAUGUCCCACUGCUGACCGGGUCCACUCUGAGUCUGUCACCCCGGGCGGAGGGAUGUCCACCGCGCCCCGGAGCUCCACGCAGCGGCUCUCACAGGUGGACUAGUCAGACAGGUUUGGACCGGGAGCCUUUUGUUCACGUUGUCUGAAGGCGAUGUAGCCAUUGGAAAGAAAAGUUAUCAUGACAGGAGCCUUGGCCGUAGCCCUUCUACUACUGUAUUCCUCCGCGACAGUGGCGGUUUCGGGUGAUGGUUCCCCCGACACGGCCCUGACAGCCGCACCGGGAGACGUCGCUCUACUUCCGUGUUACUCCGUGGGAAACGUGACACCGACCGUAACGACGUGGGUGAAAAAUGGACGAGGGCUCAUUAGCGGCGGUGCUUCGGUGGACAUCCCCACCGGCCCCACUCCGGCCGGACAGCGGCUUACCGUGCUGCAUGACGGAAGCCUGAACAUCCGGGAGGUGAGGCGUGGGGAUGAGGGCACCUACCUGUGCGCCUCCACGUUGCCCGGAAACAACACUUUCCACGCACGCGUCCAGCUGCAAGUAGCCAGUGGACCUGAAAAUCUCUCCAUAUCCAUUCGUCCUACCUCUGCUCUGCCCAAUGAGACCCUUUUCACCACUCGGGGCUCCAGCGUCUCCUUCAACUGCUCCGCGUCCUCGUACCCGUCUCAGCUACUGUCCUGGGCCUUCAGCGGACGCUUUUACAGCAACACGUCCCUGGCUGCUAACAACGGGUCCUGGCUGGACAUGAAAAUUAAAGACAUUCAGCCCAGUGCUCAGGGGGUCUACACCUGCAGGGCCCACAACAACAUCUCCCAUCAGGCUGUCAACAAGAGCACACAGCUGUUGGUCUACUACGUCCCAGACAGACACCCUGAGUGCAUGUGGACCCCGGCAGCAGACGAAUCCUCCGUCCAGUUUACCUGCACCUGGUUCGGGACGUAUCCCCUCCCAACUCUGAGCUGGGAGGAAGACGGGGCCGAGAACACAGGAGCUCAGUCGAAAAGUAGAGUUUACGCUUCAGAGGUGACGAACAGUCUGUCGUUGGUGCUGAACCGCACCCUGCUGUCGGACGGCCAGACGCUGACAUGCAGAGCCCAUCACCCAGCACUGGCAGCAGGGAAAGAGGCGUCGUGUUCGUUUACCCUCAAGCCUCCAUACCCAGAAGGAGACCCCCUGGCCACAGCUCUGGAGGACUCCAGUAAAACUCUGACCUGCAGCGAGUCCACAUCCAAACCCCCCGCCAGCACCACCUGGAGGAAGGGGCUCCAGCAGGACGCCAUUGUCUACGGAUCAAAGUACCUACUAUCUGAGGACGGGCCCACCCUCAGGCUGACCAUAGUCAAUGUCAGCAAGGACGACGAGGGCGUUUACUUCUGCCGCAGUGAGAACCCGCUCGGCGUUCGGGAGCUGGAAGUCUACCUCACUGUCAAGACCUCCUCCGCGUACACGGGAGCAUUUAUCGGCGUCUUCAUCGCCGUGCUGAUCGUGGGGUCGGCCGUCAUCAUAGCCAAAACCGUUUACUCCAGCCGACACAAAAUCUGCCUGGGAGGUGGUUUUGGGCAAAUGGAUGAGGACCGUGGAGACGUUCUGAGUCUGGUGGACUCCGACGACGAACAGAUCUUUCAAGACUCUGUCCCACGACUUCCUCCGGUUACCACGACAACAAACGGACGCCACACAACGCUCGUCCAGAUCCACCGAAUCCCAUCCAGUGAUCAUGAGGACGCAGAUCCCACAGACGCCAGUCCACAACAGCAGGACGACACUGAACUGACAGAAGAGCCAGAGGAUCUUGUAACAUUUUAGGAAACGGGUGGUUUUAGAUUAACAAAAAGUUUUUAUUUUAGGUGAAUAACAUUUACUCCCAAUGAGAAUGUGAACAGAACUGGUGUCAAUGCUGUAAAAACACAUGAUUUCUUUAAAAAAAUCCUUUAUUUUUUAACAGGGUUGUGAUUGUUUUUUUGUUGUUUUUUAUGUAAAGUUACUUCUAGAAUUGAUGUUUGUUGAGCAUUUUGGACAUGUUCAGUCUGAUGUAUAUAAAAGGAGUUUAAAACAA